Messenger RNA from Trichoderma citrinoviride, 1155 nucleotides. Its product is annotated as NAD(P)-binding protein. Lineage: Eukaryota; Fungi; Ascomycota; Sordariomycetes; Hypocreales; Hypocreaceae. Gene Ontology annotation, molecular function: nucleotide binding. The coding region runs from base 1 to 1155 and encodes 384 amino acids. The record is from RefSeq and is a predicted model, not a curated record. The transcript has 2 exons.
AUGGCCCCCAUCAGAAUCGGCAUCAUUGGCCUCGGCGCCACAGGCCCUGCCCUCGGCCCCGGAGCCUGGGCCGUCGGCGCCCACCUGGCCUCCUUCGUCCCCUCGCCCAACUACGAAAUCGUCGCCGUCUGCAACUCGUCCGUCGAGUCCGCCCAGCGCUCCAUCAACUUUCACAAGCUGCCCUCCACCACCAAGGCCUACGGCAAGCCCGAAGACAUUGCCGCGGACCCCAACGUCGACCUCGUCGUCGUCUCCGUUAUUGUGACCAGCCACCACAAGGUCGCCAAGCCGGUCCUCCUGGCCAAGAAGCAGCUCUUUGUCGAGUGGCCGCUCGCAGCCAGCACAAAGCAGGCCGAGGAGCUGGCGCGGCUGGCCAAGGAGGCACAUGUCAAGACGAUUGUGGGCACGCAGUUCCGUGCUGAUCCCGCGCUGCGCAAGGUCAAGGAGCUUGUUGACGGCGGAGCGAUUGGCAAGGUGACGAGCACGCAGGUGCAGUACUCGCCUCAGAUGGGGCCGCCGGACAUGUGGAUGGAUGCUGCGCCGUAUUAUCUCGACUUUAAGAGUGGCGGGAAUGAGUUUCACAUUGCGUUUGGCCACUUGCUUGACGGCUUCCUCCAUGUGCUGGGCGACUUUGAUACUGUCAAGUCGUCGCUCUCCAAGCAGUAUCCCGUCAUGAAGCUCUUCGACCUGAGCAACGGGCAGGUCACCAACCCGGCCCACCCCAGGACAUCCCCAGACCACAUCUUCGUCCAAGGCGUGCUUGAGAGCGGCGCCAUCGCCAGCAUCAACUACCACCGCCCCGGCGCGCUCCUCGGCAAGCCCUUCCGCUGGCUCAUCUCCGGCACCGAGGGAGAGAUUGAGUUUACUCUCGACGGCGCCCUGCAGAUGGGACUCAGCGGGCAGGAGAUUCGCAUCAAGACGGUGCACGACCCGAAGGAGGCGCGCGUCGUGGAGUGGAAGGAUGAGAAGACGCCGAAGCAUGUGGAGGACGUGGCGUUUCCGGGACAGAACACGGCGCGUGUGUGGGAGGCGUUUGCGCGUGGGGAGAAGGAGGGCGUUGCGGACUUUGAGGAUGGGCUGAGGGUGCAUCGGUUGUUGGAUCGGAUUGCGAGGGAGGCGGGUUCGCCGUAUGCUGAGUAUGUUGAGGAGAUGUGA